Oryzias melastigma (Indian medaka) is the source of this 3784-nucleotide messenger RNA. RefSeq names its product sarcosine dehydrogenase (gene sardh). Gene Ontology annotation, molecular function: sarcosine dehydrogenase activity; protein binding. Gene Ontology annotation, cellular component: cytoplasm; mitochondrial matrix; mitochondrion. The record is from RefSeq and is a predicted model, not a curated record. The transcript is spliced from 22 exons. Bases 247 to 2997 code for a protein of 916 amino acids. Lineage: Eukaryota; Metazoa; Chordata; Actinopteri; Beloniformes; Adrianichthyidae.
CGCAGUCCAGUUGUUUUAUAUACAGUCUAUGAGCUGAGCACACUCAGAGCGGCGGGAGGAGGGGCUGAAAGCUGGAACAGCCUCUCUAUCCACUUGGUUUAGCUGUUCUGCCUCUCCAAAAGGUUCGCAUUUUUGUACAUUUCUCCUCAAAGGCUUCGUUUCUCUCCCUUCAAGUCUCCUUUCCUCCAUUUUGCAUAAUUUGCCGCGGGUUUGUAUGCUGGAAUUCCUUGAUUGUCCGGAGUCUUCAUGGCUUUUGUUGGGCGAGCAGUUCAGCGGGUGGCGUUGGCGGCGCGGCCUUCUCUCUCCCCUCUAUGCCGGACAAGUUCUCGAUCCUACAGCUCAGAACACACCAACGAGAAAAAUGUUCCCUAUGAGAUGACUCUAAAACAGGAAAGUGGGAGCAGCUCAGGACCCACAAAGCCUUUACCCAGAUCAGCAGAUGUGGUUGUGAUCGGAGGAGGCAGCCUGGGCUGUCAGACCAUCUACCACUUGGCUAAAAUGGGGAUGACCAAUGUAGUUUUGCUGGAGAAAGACAGACUCACCGCUGGCACCACCUGGCACACUGCAGGCUUGCUGUGGCAGCUCCGUCCCAGCGACGUCGAGGUGGAGCUCCUGGCUCACACCAGAAACGUGAUCAGCAAAGAUCUGGAGGAGGAAAUCGGUCUCCACACUGGCUGGAUCCAGAAUGGAGGACUCUUCAUUGCUUCCAACAAGCAGAGACUGGAUGAGUACAAAAGGCUCAUGUCGCUGGGUAAAGUUUACGGCAUCGAAUCCUAUGUCCUUUCGCCAGCGGAAACCAAAGAUCUGUAUCCAUUGAUGAAUGUUGAUGAUCUGUACGGAACACUUUACGUUCCCAAAGAUGGGACCAUGGACCCUGCAGGAACCUGCACAACUCUGACCAGAGCCGCUUCUGCUAGGGGAGCCACUGUGAUUGAGAACUGCCCUGUGACUGGAAUUCAAGUACGAACAGACGACCUUGGUGUGAAAAAGGUGAAGGCAGUGGAAACGCCCCAUGGGACAAUCGAGACGCCCUGCGUGGUGAACUGUGCAGGCGUUUGGGCCACCAAGUUGGGGGAAAUGGCUGGAGUCAAGGUUCCUCUGAUUGCUAUGCAUCACGCCUAUGUGGUGACAGAGAGAAUAGAAGGCAUACAGAACAUGCCGAAUGUCAGGGACCACGACGCGUCCGUGUACCUGCGUCUUCAAGGUGACGCCCUGUCUGUGGGGGGUUAUGAACAGAACCCCAUCUUUUGGGAGGAAGUGAAUGACAAGUUUGCCUUCAGCCUCUUUGACCUGGACUGGGAUGUUUUCAUGCAACACAUUGAGGGUGCAAUCAACAGAGUUCCUGUUCUGGAGCAGACUGGCAUCAAGUCCACCGUCUGUGGACCAGAAUCAUUCACCGCGGACCACAAACCACUGAUGGGAGAAGCUCCCGAAGUCCGAGGCUUUUUCCUGGGAUGUGGCUUCAACAGUGCUGGUAUGAUGCUGGGAGGUGGAUGUGGCAGAGAGCUCGCUCACUGGAUCAUACACGGCCGGCCCGAAAGGGACAUGUACGGAUAUGACAUAAGGCGUUUCCAUCACUCACUCACAGACAAUAAACGCUGGAUCAGAGAGAGGAGCCAUGAGUCAUAUGCUAAAAACUACUCUGUGGUGUUUCCCUUUGAUGAGCCGCUGGCCAGCAGAAAUAUGAGGCAGGACCCCUUCCACCAGAUUUUGACAGAGCAGGGUUGUGUGUUCCAAGAACGGCAUGGCUGGGAGAGACCCGGAUGGUUCAACAAAGAUGGAGCUGCUCCAGUUAAAGACUAUGAUUAUUAUGGAGCUUACGAGAAAAGGAAGAACACAUCCUACAAAUACAAUGAACUGCUGGCUAAAGAAUACACCUUCGACUUUCCUCCUCACCACGAUGUGAUCAAGAGCGAGUGCCUCUCGUGCAGACACGACGUGGCUGUCUUUGACAUGUCCUACUUUGGGAAGUUCUAUCUCACCGGACCAGAUGCCAAGAAGGCAGCUGAUUGGCUGUUCACAGCUGAUGUCAACAAGAAGCCAGGCUCUACUGUGUACACCUGUAUGUUGAAUAAAAGAGGAGGAGCAGAGGCCGACCUGACAGUGAGCAGACUAGAGCCUGGUACUGCUAACCUGCCCUUGGCUCCUGAAUCCAACGGUGAUGCAUAUUACCUGGCUAUUGGAGGUGGUGUUGCUGAGCACAACUGGAACCACAUUCGAACAGUUCUUCAGGACCAGGGCUUCCGCUGCCAGCUGACGGACCACUCUGAAGACAUGGGGAUGAUCAGCAUCCAGGGACCCAAAAGCCGAGAAGUUCUACAGGAGGUUUUGGACACAGACCUGAGCAAUGAAGCUUUUCCAUUUUCUUCUCAUAAAGUUGUCGCCGCGGCCGGACAUCAGGUGCGAGCGAUGCGUCUGUCGUUUGUCGGGGAGCUGGGCUGGGAGCUGCACAUUCCCAAAAACUCUUGUAUUCCAGUGUACCAAGCUGUCAUGGCUGCUGGUGCAAAACACGGCAUCAUCAACUCGGGCUACAGAGCCAUCGACUCUCUGAGCAUAGAGAAAGGAUACAGACACUGGCACGCCGACCUGCGCCCUGAUGACACACCCUUGGAGGCGGGGCUCGCCUUUACAUGCAAGCUGAAGAGCUCCAUCCCAUUCCAGGGCAGAGAUAGACUGGAGAAGCAAAAGGAGGAGGGGCUUAGGAGGCGCAUCGUCUGCUUCACCAUUGAUGAGAAAGUACCAAUGUUUGGCCUGGAGGCCAUUUUCCGUAAUGGCGUUCCUGUUGGUCACCUGCGGCGAGCUGACUAUGGCUUCUACAUCGAUAAAACUCUCGGCUAUGGGUACAUCCGAAACCCAGAUGGAGGAGUGGUGAGUGCAGAUUUUAUUAAAAGUGGCGAGUUCACUCUGGAGAGGAUGGGGGUGACGUACCAAGCAAAGGCACACAUUAAAACUCCGUUUGACCCGGAGAACAAACGUGUCAAAGGCAUUUAUGACUGACCGACGCUCAGGAAACAUCUUUGUUUACUUUUGCCUCUGAAACGACAAGAACAUUUUUUUAUCGUCCCUUUCUUUUCUUUUUUUUUGGCCUCGUUUCUAGAUGAGAUUUUUUGGUUUGAAACCAUUUGGGCACCUGGGUAAACACAAGAACGCAAUGUUUGCAUCAGUGUUGCUGGAUCAAUCUCCAGAGCUCAAGCAAAUGCAUAUAAUCCAGUAUAAUCCAGGUUUAGCUAAAGUAAUCAGUUGGAACACUCUUUGAUCAUGUCUAACAUUAAAUAACUUGGAAGUUAACCAGGAAUGGUAAAUAAUACAUUAUUUGAGAGUUUUAAAGAUUAGUUUAAUUUACAUUUGUGGGACAUUUUUGAUUCCAGAAAACUCUACUUGUCUUAAUUUUUAACAGCAAUGUGACACUUUAAUGAAAGACAAUUGUUUUAUUAUAAAUAUUUUUUCCUCUUAAGAAGUUGGAAAAAAUGGCCGCUCAAAGAAAAAUGUAAUUCAGGCCAAAUUUUAGCACUCGUUAGUGAAGGUAACCCAUACUACUGUGUGGUUAAUCGCUCACUAACAUUGCAGCAGUGUGCUUACUGAAAAGGUUUACAGUACACAGUGUUUGUGUAAAACAUAAUGUGAAUAAACGAUGAACAAUUCUAAAAUGUCAACUAAAUGAUGUUUCGGGCUUUUCCAUUCGAACAGAAGCUUUGAUUUCUUAGGUUGGGUGGAUGGUGUUUCUCCAACUUUCAAGGAAGUUUUAAGGGUUAAAAAAAUAAAAAUGAAAAGAUUAUAAUAGAGA